GCUGGAACGCAGCGGAGCGAGCGAGCAAUGUUUGGUGGGCAUCCAUGAUGGCGGCCAGUGUGCGGCGCUCCGCUCGGUGUUCUGUGUAAGGCAACGGCUCAGCGCGGAGAGGCGGCGACCAAGCAUGAAGGGAACGCGCGGGUCACGGCGCCUCGUCUUGUGUGCAGUGUCUAUAGACAGAUAGUAAGGGAGACCAUGUCCUGGGGCGGCGGCGGAGGGAGGCUGGCGGCGGGAGGGCUCCAUGGGGAUGGCUACAACCAACCCCAUCACCAGCAGCAGCAGGUGGGCGUGGGCGUGGACGUGGGCGUGCAGGAGGUGAUAGCGCGGGCGCUGGAGACGUGUGAGACCCACCACCAGUUCAUCGCCUCGCAGGCAGAGCACCUGGAACGCCUGAGGUCGCAGUGUGCCACCAGCGCCCAGCUCACGCAGCAGGAGAUCCGCACGCUCGAGGGCAAGUUAGUGAAGUUGUUCAGCCUACAACUGGUAACAAAGCGGCACUUACCCUCGGGUGUGCCCUUACCUCGUGAGCUGCAGCUUUACCCCUCCCUCAAGCAAUGGCUGCAAGUGGUUGGACUCUGCAAAGAUUCUGUUAUUGGUAUGUGCCAGAGAGUCUCUACACUAGAAGGAUUACUUGAAAAAAGAGAAAAUGAAUUACGCAACAUCCUCAAUGAUUAUGGAGCCGACAAAAGUGAAGCCCAUAAGCUGGCAAGGGCCAUGCACAAUCUCAAACGAUACACAGAGAUACAAAUGCAAGGUCAGGCUGGAGACCCAAACAACUCAGACCUGCCUCUGUACUGGGACUCAUGGGAGAACUGCCCUCCUUCUCCUCGAGCCUCUACCCGAGCACAGAGAGAAUGUCGCUCGUCUGUGUCCUCGUCUGAUGGAGAUGGCGGGAGUGUCACCAGUGGCAGUACUAGUGGAGGUGCGUGGAGUGGAGAUGGGAGUCGAGCCAGCAACAAAGGGGCACCAGUCAGUCAACGUAGUAGUGAUGACUCUUCCACUCCUUCCUCACCCCCUCCUCCUUUGUCCCUGGUUCCUCCACUAAGUCCUGGUGGUCCACUCCACACUUCCUCCACUCUUAAUCUCCCUGGGAGUAUCACUGUCUUCUCUGAGAAGCGAUAUACUCCUCCCCAACUCCUAGUAUUAUCCCAAAGGGCAAGAGUUCAGCCAUCAUUAGGUCGUUCCACAUCACACGAGUCACAGCUUGCGCCAAGGGCUGAGGGUCAUGAACAGCAGUCUUCAGCACUUCUCAGGCAAACUAUGAGUGCCUUUGCUGGAAGUACAAUAAGAUCUAAUGCAUUCAAGUGUCUGAAGAUCACUGCAGAUUUUUGCUUCAGCAGACAACUCUGGCAAGAGGGUGGAUGGGAGCCGGACCAGAACGGAUGUGCGGGACCUAAAGACACCUCAGAACUCUCCAGCACCUUCGACUCUUGCCAGCCCCAUCAAGUCACCUCACUACCCAGAUCCUGCAAAGAUGACAGUCAUAUAAUGAAAUCUACUCUUUCAGUACCAAAGUCUCCACGCACCCCUACUCUAGCUGGUUCAAUGGGUCACAAUGUGCAGCAUCGCUUCAUAAAGACGAUCAAGUCUGCCACUUGUGGUUACUGUCAUCACAAGUUUGCUAUUUUAGGAGGUCUGAAAUGCAAGGAGUGCAGCUACAAAUGUCAUCGUGAAUGUGAGCCAAAAGUGCCACCUUCCUGUGGAUUGCCACAAGAGUUGCUCAUAUUAUUUGCUGAUACUUGGAAGAAGGUUGGUAUGGAUGGAAGUGGUGGGCUGCACAGAGGAGGCACUCCUGGAGUCUCUCCUUCUCACCAUCAUCCAAAUGAUGUCUUCUCUCCUCUACGGGUCGGCCAGAUGUCCAACUCUCAGCCGUCCAUUAGCAUACCAUCCUUCCAGGACCCCAAUUCCAGUUCGAACACAUCCAGCUGCAACUCCUCAACCCCCUCCAGCCCAGCCCUCAUCAUUUCUGCCUCUCCUGCAAGGCAUGAUGCAUUCCAUUUUCCAACCACUCGAGGAUUCCAUUUCCCAGGCAAAGCAAGGGAGGUGAAUGAGGACUGUGGGGACAUCCUGGAUAUGCGGCUUAUUUCACCCCGACCCCCUACCAAGGCCUCUAUAUCAGCUUCCUCCACCCAAAGUGAUGUGAUAGACUCAAGACAGUCUCAUGAUUCUGACCGCACUGUGUCACAAACCUCAGGGUCUGGCAGUACUGGCACUGAUGAUUCUGAGCGCACAAUAGCAGGUCGUGUAGAUUCGCAAGAUUCCACAGUAUCUGAUGGAGAAAAUGCUGAUCCGCGAUGUACUCGUCAGAACAGUGUCAGUAGUGUGUCCCAGUCUCUCCGAGAAUGGGAUAUUCCCUAUGAUGAUCUUGAUAGAGGAGAAGUCAUUGGACGAGGAAGAUUUGGCAUCGUAUAUUCAGGAAAUUGGCAUGGACAAGUGGCUAUAAAAGAGUUGCGAAUGGACUAUGUCAAUGAUGAGAAAACUCUUGAAGCAUUUAAGGCAGAGGUGAGCACUUUCCGCAAGACCCGGCACGAGAAUUUGGUCCUGUUCAUGGGUGCAUGUAUGAAGCCCCCAAGACUGGCCAUAGUGACAAGCCUAUGCAAGGGCAUGACACUCUACAAACACAUUCAUGUACUGAAAGACAAAUUCAAUAUGUCACGCACCAUCUUGAUUGCUCAGCAAAUUUCACAGGGUAUGGGCUACCUCCAUGCCAGGGGCAUCGUUCACAAGGACCUUAAGACCAAGAAUAUAUUCCUGGAGAGUGGCAAGGUUGUCAUCACAGACUUUGGUCUCUUCAAUGUUACGAGACUCUGUCAUGAUAGCAGACGAGGCAACUGGUUAAGUAUUCCCCCUGGUUGGUUGUGUUAUCUCUCCCCCGAGGUCAUGAGGAACUUGCGUGUGAUACAGAAACAAGACGAUGGCCUUCCUUUCACCACAUAUUCAGAUGUUUAUUGUUUCGGUACUGUGUGGUAUGAAUUAUUAUGUGGUGAAUGGCCCCAUAAAGGCCUUCCUCCAGAGGCCAUAAUAUGGCAGGUUGGACGUGGAAUGAAGCCUUCACUGGCACACCUACAGGCUUCACGGGAUGUUAAGGACAUACUCAUGGCCUGCUGGAGUUACCGGCCGGAUGAAAGGCCCGAGUUCUCCACCAUGUUGAACAGCUUGACAAGGCUUCCUAAGAAGCGGCUCCACCGCUCCCCUUCCCAUCCUAUCCACCUCUCACGUUCUGCAGAGAGCGUCUUGUAGACAUCAGAUUUCAAGUCGCGAAGACAUGAUGCAACUGUGGUCGAAUUUGGAGAGUAAGUCACCUUGUGCUGCAAUAUUCAGGCUGUUAUUUUUUAUUGAUGUGUUUCUUAUUUUCCUUGUUAUCUUACUUUGUUCCAAUGAAUUUUAAAGCAGCCAAAAGUGAAAGCAGCAAGUGUGCACAACACUGAUUUGGGAUUGGAUGGUGUUAGGAUAAGCAUUUUUCCAAAUGUGUUUGUCCUUAGAGAACAUGCAGAUAGGAUGUAGAAGCACAAACCUUCUGCAGUUUUUACUACUAGUGGUGGGUGACAAAAGUGUCACUUUUGUUUUCUGUUAGAAAAUUAGAUUUCGUGCUCAAUUUUGCUCUGCAAUUUUGCUGCUUACUACUUUGUUUGUAAAAUCUGUAUAAUGAAUCUUGAAAGUAAGACUAAAAAGGGAAGAAAUGAAAACUGUAAUAAGUAUGUAAUAUGUAUUUUUUCUCAUACUAAUGGAAAUUCUGUUAAAUUGGGAAGAUAGUAUCAUGUUAUUUAUUCAUAAUGUACUUUAAAAGAACCCUCCCAGUACAAGAAUGCUUGGUAUCAACACAGAGUAAGCAUGUAUUCUUGAUAAUGUAGUCUAUUAUAUGAAUCCUUUCUAUUCAAGCUGUUUAGUCUAAAUUAUAGUGUUGUUUUAAUUUAUUGAUGGAAACUUGAAUAUGAAAUUAAUAUGCAUGCAUUAGAAUGAAACAAAAAUAUUUAUAAGGAAUAUGAAGCAGUCGGGUAGUGACUGAGAUCAGAAAGUUUAAAACUAGGAAGAAGUCUUUGUAAAAUGGUUUCCAGAUUGAAACAACUUUAAACUUACUAGUUAAUAAUACAAGUCCAACAUUUUCUAGUCAGCCAAUGUACACUAGAGAGUUUCCUGCAGUAGAUCAAGCUAUAUUUAUACAUUUUUUGAUAAGCACUCAUGGACCUUGCGCAGGACUUCAGUGAGGUAAUUAUUUGUGUUGUGAAGUAGAAGUAGAACAGAUUCUGAAACACCAAUAGGCAAGUUGUGGUAAAA
Molecule: messenger RNA, 4275 nt
Organism: Penaeus vannamei (Pacific white shrimp)
Lineage: Eukaryota; Metazoa; Arthropoda; Malacostraca; Decapoda; Penaeidae
Source: RefSeq, a predicted model, not a curated record